Antrostomus carolinensis (chuck-will's-widow) is the source of this 3974-nucleotide messenger RNA. It is a transcript of the gene NRG1, whose product is annotated as neuregulin 1. The transcript is spliced from 8 exons. Lineage: Eukaryota; Metazoa; Chordata; Aves; Caprimulgiformes; Caprimulgidae. Gene Ontology annotation, biological process: intracellular signal transduction; animal organ development; nervous system development. The coding region runs from base 620 to 2653 and encodes 677 amino acids. Gene Ontology annotation, molecular function: chemorepellent activity; protein tyrosine kinase activator activity. The record is from RefSeq and is a predicted model, not a curated record.
GGAUGCUGCUGCUACUGUCACUGCUGCCGCUGCCGCUGUUGUUACAGAUUUUGCUUUUGCUCCUUCUACCGCUUGACAAUUGUUUUCCUCGUCUAAGCAGAUACCAGCCUCAGAUGCUCAAGGUGAGAGUCUUGCCUUUUGCUUUGGGCUAUUGGUUCACUUAAUUCUUCAGUUUGUUCUGUGUCCGUGGUUUUCUUUUUCUCUCAUCCUCCUCCCCCCGUUUUGUUUUUGUUUGUGCUUGCUUUUGGGAGGAUGUUUCUUCCCUCCUGCAGAAGAGCUGGAAUUGCUUGAGAGGUGUUUAAGGAAUUAUAAAAGUGGCCAGCAAACAGGAGCUCAGUAACUGCAAAGCUGCUCUUGCUUCAGAGAGGCAGAGAGAGUGACAGAGGGCUCGAGGGCAUGGGGGAAUGGGGGGGAUCCUCAUUUUUCCUCUGUGUUACUCCACUCCCAGUUUGGAUGAUGUUGCUGAGCUCGGACCUUUUGUUGACUCCCACUCUGUGAUUUUUGCAGAGCGCUGUGACUGUUACUACUACCAUCUCUUUUUGUCUGUGUCUCACAGUAAUGGACUGUGAUAGAGUUAAGGCCUUUUGGAGGUGAGCUGUUUGAGAGCUGAUGCUUAAACAUGUCUGAAGUAGCUGCCGACACUUUCCCCAGCCCCUCAGGUCAGCUGAGCCCUGAUGUGUCCCUUGACGGGCUCCCGGCUGAGGAGAACAUGCCGGGGACCCAAAGAGAGGACAGGAGGGUCCAGGGGAUAGCAGGCCUUGCCGCGACCUGCUGUGUGUGCCUGGAGGCAGAGCGACUGAAGGGCUGCCUCAACUCUGAAAAGAUCUGCAUCGCCCCUAUCCUGGCUUGCCUGCUCAGCCUUUGCCUCUGCAUUGCUGGCCUCAAGUGGGUCUUUGUGGACAAGAUUUUUGAGUAUGACUCUCCUACUCACCUUGACCCUGGGAGGAUAGGACAAGACCCAAAGAGCGCUGUGGAUCCUACAGCUCUGUCUGCCUGGGUGCCUUCGGAGGUGUAUACCUCACCCUUCCCCGUACCUAGCCCCGAGAGCAAGGCUGACGUGACAGUGCAAACUGACAGCUCGCUCGUGCCCUCCAAACCGUUCCUCCAGCCUUCUCUGUAUAACCGCAUCCUAGAUGUUGGGUUGUUAUCCUCUGCUGCACCUUCGCUGUCACCACCCGCCCUGGAGCCUACCACAGCAUCUCAGGCGCAAGCAACAGAAACCAAUCUCCAAGCUGCUCCAAAACUUUCCACUUCCACAUCUACGACUGGGACAAGUCAUCUCACAAAAUGUGAUAUAAAGCAGAAAGCCUUUUGUGUAAAUGGGGGAGAGUGUUACAUGGUUAAAGACCUCCCAAACCCCCCAAGAUACCUGUGCAGGUGCCCAAAUGAAUUUACUGGUGAUCGCUGCCAAAACUACGUAAUGGCCAGCUUCUACAAAGCUGAGGAACUGUACCAGAAACGGGUGCUGACCAUAACUGGCAUUUGCAUUGCUCUUCUAGUAGUUGGCAUCAUGUGUGUGGUGGCCUACUGCAAAACCAAGAAGCAGAGGAAAAAGUUGCAUGACCGCCUUCGGCAGAGCCUGCGCUCGGAAAGGAACAAUGUGAUGAACAUAGCCAACGGGCCGCACCACCCCAACCCGCCGCCAGAUAACGUCCAGCUGGUUAAUCAGUACAUUUCAAAAAACAUAAUCUCCAGUGAGCAUGUCAUCGAGCGAGAAACAGAGACCUCAUUUUCUACAAGCCACUACACCUCAACAACACAUCACUCAGUGACAGUCACCCAGACACCCAGCCACAGCUGGAGUAAUGGCCACACCGAAAGCAUCCUCUCUGAAAGCCACUCAGUGCUCGUCAGCUCCUCCAUGGAGAACAGCCGGCACACCAGCCCAGCGGGGCCCCGGGGCCGCCUCAAUGGCAUUGGCGGGCCACGGGAAGGCAACAGCUUCCUCAGGCACGCAAGAGAGACUCCUGACUCCUACCGAGACUCUCCUCACAGUGAAAGGUAUGUCUCCGCUAUGACCACACCAGCUCGCAUGUCACCUGUUGAUUUCCACACUCCAACUUCUCCCAAGUCGCCCCCCUCCAAAAUGUCACCACCGGCUUCCAGCUUGACCAUCUCCAUCCCUUCAGUGGCGGUGAGUCCCUUCAUAGAAGAGGAGCGACCGCUGCUCCUAGUGACCCCACCACGGCUACGUGAGAAGUAUGACCACCACCUUCAACAGUUCAACUCCUUCCACCACAAUCCUGCCCAUGAGAGCAACAGCCUGCCACCAAGUCCUCUGCGCAUAGUGGAGGAUGAGGAGUAUGAAACCACACAGGAGUAUGAACCAGCACAGGAGCCUCCAAAGAAACUUGCCACCAGCCGGAGGGUCAAAAGAACAAAGCCCAAUGGCCACAUUUCCAGCAGGGUGGAAGUGGACUCUGACACAAGCUCUGAGAGCAGCAGCUCUGAGACCGAAACCGAAGAUGAAAGAAUAGGCGAGGAGACACCAUUCCUGAGCAUACCGAACCCCAUGGCAACCAGUCUGGAGCCGGCCGCUGCCUACCGGCUGGUUGACAGCAGGACUAACCCGGCGAAUCGCUUCUCCACACCGGAAGAGUUGCAAGCAAGGUUGUCCAGUGUGAUAGCUAACCAAGACCCUAUUGCUGUAUAAAACAUAAAAAAACAUAGAUUCACAUGUAAAACUUUAUUUUAUAUAAUGAAGUAUUCCACCUUUAAAUUAAACAAUUUAUUUUAUUUUAGCAAUUCCGCUGAUAGAAAACAGGAGAGGAAAAAAAACUUUUAUAAAUUAAAUAUACGUAUGUACAAAUGUGUUAUGUGCCAUAUGUAGCAAUUUUUUACAGUAUUUCAAAAAUGGGGAGAGAUAUCAAUGGUGCCUUUAUGUUAUGUUACGUUGAGAGCAAGUUUUGUACAGUUACAAUGAUUGCUGUCUCAUAGUAUUUUGCAAAACCUUCUAGCCCUCAGUUGUCCUGGCUUUUUUGUGCACUGUGUUAUAAUGACUGGAUAUAUGAUUUGCGAGAACUGCAGAAGUCCCUCUGGUUGCUUGUUGUAGAAUCCCCAGAUCAAAAAGCCCUGUAAUGGCACUCCCAUCCUACACACCGCACCAAAACCCCCCCUCACACACACACAGAGAAAAAAAAAAGAAAAAAAGAAAAAAAGCUGAAAAAAACCAACAAAAAAUAUUUUCUUCUCUAACAAGUUUUAUUUGCUUUCUGUAUAUGAAAUGAAUUUUGUCUGCUCUCUGCCAUCCAAAAGGUUUGCUUCUUUGAGCACUGGGAUAAUAGUAGAUCAAACAGCAUGCUACUAUUAAUUACAUCAGGAUAACAAAAAAAAAAAACAAAAAAAAACCAAAAAAAAGCCAACCUGCAUUAAAUAAUAUUACUUAUAGAAAGAAAGUAAUACUGUGAUUUUAAAUCAAAUAUGUUAUUAAUCAGAGGUCAGCUUGUAAUCACUAGGAGCUGCCAUUUCAUUAUUUUCCAGAUAUUAAUUGUUCUAGUUAUCCCUUAGAAAAUGGGUUUAGGUUAGCUGAGGCUUUGAACCCAAUACUCUAUUUUAAAAAAGGUUAAAAAAAAUAAAAAAAUAAAAAUUAAAAAAAAAAUAUUAGUUUAAGUUAAUGGGGCAAAUAUAAUAGCAGAUAUCUGUAACCAAACAAGAAAGAGAUCUAGCUGGAAAACAAAUGCCACUAAUAAAAGUGCAAUCAGCUUUCACCUCUAUUUUUUAAUGUUGAUUUAUAAUAGAUCAUUUAUCCUUUUGUUUGCCCUCAAUUUUCUCCCCUUUCUUCUCUUCCUCAGAAGGAACCUUGACAAGCUUCUAGCAAUACCUUGUUAGAGUUGCUGUUGGAGUAAGCAUUACUCUUGGUCACAGAAAUUACUUUCAGGGAAAAACUGAUCUGCUGAAUGGUUAAAAAGUAUAGGCAAGUAGGAAAUAGGAAGGAAGCAGUGGAAUUAUGGUGUUAAUUUCUAUUCGCCUUUAUC